AUGCCCGUCGCUCUUGCACUGUGGUCAACAACUAUCGCACCAAAUCACCGUGUCGCUUUUAUCCCCCCAGUUGAUCUUCUCAUCACCAAUGCUAGCCUUGACCUGAGGAAGCCAACAGACGCUGCUGGACGCACUUGUUUGCGUCUUGAGUAUAGCGAUGCAGUUUUAGAGGGGUCCCGGAAGGGGUUGCAGAGUCCCAGAAAAGUUCAGUCAGCUAUUCUAUGCUGUCUGACACUCGGCAAGGCUGAGCAACAUCAACUGAGGCUCGUUGUGCCAGCAGAAGAAAGCUUCUCCCUCUAUGCUCACGGACCCAAUGCAAUAUCACUGACGGGCAAUUAUAUUGAUCAGGAUGCGUUGCCCCUGCCAGAUCAAGAUCAAGUCCAGCUCGAGGCAUCUCCUCCGUCCCACAGCCCACGCCUGCAGCCACCGAAUCGGCAGCUGUAUCAAGCAGCAGAGGCCCCUCGUCUUAUUCCAAAGAAAAGAGAGCGCUCAUUUGACGACUCGGAUCAGGAGGCCCCGGUAUUGCUAAAAAAGCCCAAGAGGAAAGGUCGUGCUCCUGCCGAAGAGCCUCAAGCACAGAUCGGAGAAGAAGAGUGGCACGUGCGGGAGCAGAUGGGCAAUGUCAAAGGAAGGCGGCAGGUGAAGCCAGCAGCGCAGCCUAUCAAACAGAAGCACCACGAGCACCGUGACGGCAGUCCUGUAAAGGGUGAUGGUAAGUAUGCAGUUCACAGGGAGGUAAAGAACAGUUAA
Messenger RNA from Phanerochaete carnosa HHB-10118-sp, 750 nucleotides. RefSeq lists its product as uncharacterized. NCBI's taxonomy places the organism in Eukaryota, Fungi, Basidiomycota, Agaricomycetes, Polyporales, Phanerochaetaceae. The transcript is spliced from 6 exons. Bases 1 to 750 code for a protein of 249 amino acids. The record is from RefSeq and is a predicted model, not a curated record.